Molecule: messenger RNA, 2543 nt
Organism: Electrophorus electricus (electric eel)
Lineage: Eukaryota; Metazoa; Chordata; Actinopteri; Gymnotiformes; Gymnotidae
Gene: hhatlb
Product: hedgehog acyltransferase like, b
Biological process (GO): negative regulation of N-terminal protein palmitoylation
Cellular component (GO): endoplasmic reticulum
Molecular function (GO): acyltransferase activity
Source: RefSeq, a predicted model, not a curated record
GCAUAUUUAGCAUCGUAGUGCAAAUGGACACUGCAUUAAUGACGUCUACAUUCCUAUUUGUUGAUAUGGUAGCAAUGAAAUUAGGAAACUCAACUAAUCUAAACUGGGAACUUUAGAACCCCUCCAAGAAAUUCAGAAACACUUCUGCACAGCUGAGGAAGGACCAUCCUGUUUCUCUGCAAACCUCAUCUACUUCACUACAAUUUUGCUCUCUCUUAUAUAGAGUUUACAGAAAUUUUGUAAAACAAUUUGCAUCAAUGCUUGUUUAAGAAAAGUUGGCAUACGUAUUGUGCGUUUUGAGAAGGAAUAUAUGCACAAGCUCGCUUGUGUAGCCUUCACUGACAUGACGCUGUCUGUAUUGGAUGGUAGUACAUGCCUCGAUCAGGAUAACACUGGUCCGCCCCCCUUUUGAAGUACAGGACAAAAUUAUAAAUACAUCUGCCAUUCACCUUGUAACUGUCCGCCACUGUCUGGAGGUAGCUCGGGAGUCUUGGACCUAUUACAGAUUCCUCCGCUGAACUUGUUUGAUUUUAUUGCUCUCUGGAAGUGUUAUAAAUUAUUGUAGCUUGCGGCAAUUUGAUCUCAACAGCGUUUGGAUUUACAGUGGCAUUGCUGCGCUCAAGGAACCUGGUGAUCCUGCACUUUGCUCGUGCACUAUGGGGGUCAAAGCAGCUCUUCCCAAACAUGAACUCUACUUCUAUUAUGUGGUGCUGUGCUUUGCCAUGCUGUGGGCUGCCAGCUGGAUUUUGGAGGUGUCCAGCUCAAAUGUAAACCGAAAAUCCUUCAAGUCCAACAUCCAGCCAGGAUGGUACUUCUUCGGCAGGAAAAUGGACACGGCUGAUGUGGAGUGGAUGAUGUGGUUCUCUACGUUCCGAGAGCAUAUUGUGUUUGCGCUCUCUGGCCACAUUCUGUUUGCCAAGAUCUGCUCCAUGCUGGCCCCACAGUACAGGUCCCUGGUGCACACAGUGUACUGCGUGCUGGCUGUGCUCUCCAGCAUGGGCUGGACCUACGUGAUGUUGAUCCUCUCCCACUGCAUGCUGCUCUACAGCAUCUCCCUGGUGAAGCUGCGCUGGCUGUGCUUUACCGCCGGCCUCACAAUGCUGGCCACCUUCAAGAUGGAGCCCUUCAUCUCCUGGCAGGCGGGGUUUGUGAGCGGCUCCUUCGAGCUCCGCCCUGUGUUCUUCUAUGGAGGGUGUGGCUUCUCCAUCAUGCGCUGCAUUAGUUUUGCCCUGGAGAACUGUGAGAAGAAAGAGGGCAACUACAGCGUACUGGAGCUUCUCAAGUACAACUUCUACCUCCCUUUCUUCUACUUUGGACCCAUCAUGACGUUUGACAAGUUCCAUCUGCAGGCCAACAAUCCUGACUUGAGCAGGAAAGAGAGGGAGAUGUGGAACAUUUCCGUCCAGGCGUUGUUGCACCUGGGGGCUAUUAUCGUGGUGGCCAUCCUCUUUCACUUCCUGUACAUUCUGACAAUACCCAGUGACCUGAAGUUGCUGAAACGCCUGUCAGACUGGGCCAUCGCUGGGCUGGCUUAUUUGAAUGUGGUGUAUGAUUGGGUGAAAACAGCUGUGAUGUUUGGGGUGAUAAACACGGUGUCUCGACUAGACCAUCUGGACCCCCCCAAACCCCCCAAAUGCACCACAAUGCUCUAUGUCUUCUCAGAGAUGCACUUUGAUAGAGGAAUCCAUGACUGGCUCUGCAAGUACGUGUAUAACCACCUAGGUGGGCAACAUAACAAUGUGUUGGACGAGUUGGUAGCCUCCCUCUGCACUUACGGCAUCAUUGCCCUGUGGCUGGGGCCAAGCUGGGGGAUCUUCAUCUGGGCCUUCUUCAACUGCUUUGGGCUUAACUUUGAGAUGUGGAUGGCCAAGUUCUUCUCUACAGAGCCCUUUGUUUCCAUUGAGAUGGCGAUGUCACAAUCUAUGUCACGCAGAAUUAGAGCCGUGCUAAAUACGUUCAACUUUUGGAGCAUUGUCCUGUACAACAUCGUGGCCCUCAACAGCCUUGACUUUGCUAAGCUUGUUGCCAAAAGACUUCUGGUAAAAGGAUUUCCCUUGUCCACCAUCACUGUGAUGUUUGUGACCUACUGCUUGGUGCAGAUUAUUAAAGAGAGAGAACGAGAGCAGGCACUGAUCCAUGACCCUGACCCUCCACCCUCAUCCACCACCACCUCGGCCCAGACACCCAGCACUGCUCACCCUCUGGACAAGGAAAAACCAGAGUAGAACGUUGUCACCUUCCAACUGCAAUAUUCUACUACUAAAGUAUUCGUCUUGCAGACUAACGGAAUAAGUUUACCAACAAAAUCCUCAGCGAUACCCUAAUGUAUGAUAUGCUAACAGCUCUGCACAGAAUAAUCCAGAAUGAACUACAGCAGAUAUGCAUGUAAUAUAAAUGAAAUAAACUUUAGAGGCCAUGUUCAUCAUGGUGAUUUUGUCACAGCAUUUUUGAAUAACACCUUUGGGGAAAGAACUCUUAUUCUCUGUAAAUAACUUCUUACCACACUGAAGAUGAAAUAAAAGCUGUACCUUUCAACAUUUCAA